Messenger RNA from Uloborus diversus, 3237 nucleotides. Its product is annotated as FHF complex subunit HOOK interacting protein 1B-like. Bases 1 to 3237 code for a protein of 1078 amino acids. The transcript is spliced from 13 exons. The record is from RefSeq and is a predicted model, not a curated record. NCBI's taxonomy places the organism in Eukaryota, Metazoa, Arthropoda, Arachnida, Araneae, Uloboridae.
AUGAGUUGGAUGUUCAAAAGAGACAGCCCUCUUCGCUCCAGUCUGAGGAGGAAGUAUUCUUUUAAGUUGCCUGAGGGGGCUGGCUUAGAAGUAUUUCAAACUCAUUGGCAGCAAGCGUAUAGUGUGAUAGAAAAAAAUGGAUCUUGGCAACAGUGUUCCAUAACGAAUGAUGAUGUGAGCAGCGUCAUUCACCAUCUGGAAAAAAUGAUAACCCUUCUUUUAGAAGAAGCACAACACUCUAAUGUUUGUAUUAAGAACGGAAAUCCUCAAACUGAACCUGAACCCACUGGUCCUUUACUCAACUAUUUAUUAAAAGAAGGAUGUUUGGAUAAAUUGUUGUCAUGGUCUAUGCGAAGUGGAGAAUAUGUAGAUAUUUUAAAGCAAGAGCAACUCAAAUUUUAUGAGAUCUUAGUCACCAACUGUCAUCAAGACCUCUUGUUCCACAAACCAAUUGUUCGUCCCCUUCUGCGACUGCUGGCCUCAUGUGGUGAAUGUGCUCAUAUUGACGUUGAGAAAAGGCUCAUCAUAUUGUUAAACACUUUGUGUGUCUGUCUUACGCAGUUUCCUGACCUGUUGCAAGUAUUUUUUGGAGCAAGCUCUGACCAUGGAUCUACAAGGUCAGAAAAACGAGACAUGUUUCUCAUAUUUUCACUUUUGAUUCCUUUUGUUCAUCGAGAAGGUGCAAUUGGUCAACAAGCUAGAGAUGCUUUAUUGUUAUGCAUGGCAUUAUCUCGGAGAAAUGAGAGCAUUGGUGUCUAUAUUGCGGAACAUUCCAACUUUUGUCCAGUGUUAGCAACAGGACUCAGUGGCUUAUACUCACUGCUCCCUAGAAAACUGCCCAGUGUUGCUGAAGACUGGUAUCGAUUUACAGCUGAAGAUAUAGCUGAAAUUUCUGAUCUUGCAAUGUUUCUUAAUUCUCUAGAAUUCUGCAAUGCAGUAAUUCAGGUUGCUCAUCCUCUAGUCCAAGAACAACUUAUGGAAUACCUUUAUCAAGGUUUCCUGUUUCCAGUCUUGGGGCCUGCUUUACAUCAGGAAGCUGUAGCAGUGCCUGUAGCCAGGCUUGAAAACACUUCAAAAUAUUUGAAUACAGUUGAAGAAAUAAUUGCAACGACUGCUUAUCUUGAACUUUUCAUGCGCACCAUAACAGAACCAAUAUUACUGCAGAUGUUUUUAAAAUUCAUUCUGACAGCAUCGUAUGAUGGACAUAGGGUUUUAAAUUCUUUAGUUGAUCGUCUGGGAGCUCAAAGUCGGUUGUGUCUUGUUACCAUGGCAUUGUUCAAAACUUUGUUGGAUUUGAAUUGUGAAGAUGUAUUGUUUGAGUUAGUGUUCAGGUACUUAAUCCCUUGCACACAUGUGAUGGUAAGCCAGCGUAGUCGAGUGAGGGAUUUAGAUUUUUAUAACCAAGCUGCUGAAAAAUUUUUGUCUUUGAUUCCUUCAUCAUCUGUGUUGCAUAACAAUUCUGAAAGUAGCCUUCCCACAAGCCAAAGUACUCCUUUAUCAUCGAUGCCCAUAACUUCUGGAUUCAGCAACUUGCAGAAUUUCACGCCGAAGUCUCGAGGUGGAAGCCUCAGGUUAAAGCGUCAUCACAGAUCUCCUUCUACAUCAAGUUUUGCUUUUGGGGAAUUUGAAAAAGUUCAUUCUCAGACUGAAUGGUACACAAAUAUACCUGAAAUUCAACCAUCCAGCUAUAUUGAUUAUUUGAGAGAGGCUCACCAGAAUGUUAAAACAUGUACUAUUGCUUGUCGCACUUGGUCAGCUGCUUAUGAUGGAUUAGAACCUCUCCCAAAUUCUCUAAACCAAAGCAAAGAAAAUGAAGAUUUUAGUCAAAAUAAUAUAGUUCAAAUUGAUAGGUUAAAGUUGACUGAUAUUGACAUUAUUAAUGAGCAGAUUAAAUCAUCCAAUGCACAAUUCUUACAAAAAAAUUGUGAUACAGAUUCCAGUGGAGUGUUAGAAUUAUCUUAUGCAAAUUUAGCUGUGCAUCAAGACAGUUUUAAAAACAUACCUCUGGAUAAAUCUAUGUUGGACAAUGCUGCUGCUAAAGACAGCUUUUUGCUUAAAAGUAUUAACAAGCAAAAAAGUGAAGCCAUGAGUAGUGAAGUGUUGAACGAAAUUGUGAAUGCUGAUGAUGAGAGAACGUUUUGGAAUUUAGUUUGCUCUACUCGCACACCAUCAUCAGUCGACAAUUUAGAUGAUAGCUUGGAAACUAUUGAUGGCUAUUUAAAUGAUGUUGAAGAGGUUGACGCCGGACAAGUGGGAAAGAUACAAGUGUGUUUUGCAGAAACGGUUGAUUUGAAAGAUGAAUGCUCGAAUGCAGAUUCCGGUGUUUUUGAAUCCAGGGACAGCUGUGUUUCAGAGAAGGACUCUGAAGUUUCUCCAAUUCUCAAUAGUGCCAAAACUAGUGAUCCUAAGGAUUCACUUUUUAUAUCUAUUCCGUCUUCAUGUUCUGUAAAAAAUGACUUGAAAAUUAAUUCAAACUCCGUGUCCGAAACAAGUACAAAGAGCAGCAAUAGUCCAGCAUCACCAGGUACCUGGGAAUCAUUUGGCAGUCCUGAUAUUGGACCCUUUUUAAGUAUUAUUCUAACAAGGCUUGAAAUGAUGAUGCAGAAUGAUGUAUAUACUAAUUUACAUUUAACUGGAUUGAUCUCAAGGCUGGCCUAUUUCCCCCAACCUCUUCUUCGAUCUUUUCUUCUGAAUCCUUCUUUAGUAUUUCAACCAACUGUACGAAGUCUAUUUCAGGUCCUUGGCUCCCUGAAGCACAAAGUUGACAGCUAUUCUUACACUGUGGACAAUUAUGAAGAGCUUGUUAGCCAAAGUAAACAGUUUCUUUUAGCGAGAGAGGAACAUUUGCCACUACCUCCAGCAACACGGGUUUAUUCUGAUUCUUUGUCUCGGAUACGGAGCAGCACCAUUCCCGAACUUCGAAGAGGUGAGCCGCGCCGCAAAAGUUUAACCAAUUUCCUGUUUCGAAAAAGCAGUUUUUUGAGAAACAAGGAGCACAGCUUUGUCAAGGAACCUUCUUUAGAAUCCAUUUCUGAUGGCCAUGGAUAUAGGUACAUUAGCAAGCCCAAUCCAUUUUCUUUAGAAGGUGAAAUGGAAGCUGUAAAAGCUAGGAAUGCUAUUUUAUGUGCUGUGGUAUUAGAAGAAUUUCUCAAGGAGUUGGCAGCCAUUGCUCAAGAACAUUCAAUCAUACAGCUAAAUCCUGAUUUUUGGGAAAGAAUCGGUAGUCCAUGGGAAUAG